AAAUUUAUUAAUUUAAAAAAAUGCAGACCAAAUUCUAGCGUGUUCUUCCCUGUUUGAACAAAACUGUAGAAGUAAUUUCAUCCACCAAUUAAAUUUGGAAGCUUCAGAUAAAUCUAUUGGGUCAUUGUAAUGAUUUUAUCUGUCCUCAAUAGUUUCCAUUUCUAGAUUUCUUUAUGCAUUUAUUUCUGCUCUUCUUUCUAGGGUUUUCUUCUCUUUCUUCAAUUCACAAGGUUCUGGGACUUUGAAAUUAUCUAGGGGAUUACACUUUUGGUUGUGCCAUGGAGACACGUUUUGAUUUCAUGCAAUGGCUGGACACUGACGUGUCUCUGGACAUUAUGAUGCGUUUGAAUGAUCCAGCUGAUGUGGUCCGUGCUGGCUCUGUUUCACGCCGUUGGCGCCAAUUUGUUACUGUCCUGGUACUACCUGCUGUUUUUGUUACUAUCUGCUAUUUCCUGUACGGCUGCUACUUUUUUUCUGGACUGCUUUGGAUGUUUCUUGAGCCGAGGAUAUAUCGGAAACAACCUCUCGACAUGCAUGAGAAGUCCAGUGAGGAACUUUACAAUCACUUUCAGAAGAAAUUGGCUACAUUAAGCCUUUCUUCGAGAAAUCUUGGCAUGCCAGUUUUUAUCCUUGAAAGUUUGUUACCAUUUGGAAGAACAAACAGUGUGGGAAGGUUUCAGCAGCUUUCUAGGAUUGCCCGGAUAACAGAACUAGAUUUGAGUGCAUCAGAAGCAAAAGACGCUGGGUCUAGCAAUUCCAACUGGGAGACUCUAAAAAGAGACCAUGAAGUUUAUUCUUCUCUACUUCAAGCUAUUGAAUCAUCAAAGUCAUGUCGAAACGAUUGCAUAGGCUAUGCAGUCAGUGCUUCCAGCACGGACAAUUAUCCAGAUGAAAGUAUUGUCAAUACCUUAAUCCCGAUGGACAAAUAUCUGAAUAGACCUUCCUACUGGUCAAGUAAAGGACACAGUGAUCCGAAUGCCCCCGAGACACUAAUUUACAAAUUGAAAGCUGAUCUAUGUGUGAUCACCGAAGUUUUUAUGCAACCUUUUGAAGCUUAUUUCCAGCCUGGCAAGCCCAUAUAUUCUGCAAAAUCUGUUCGAUUUCGAUUAGGGCACCCCAAAUCCUCGAAGGAUGAGAGUGAUCUCCUGAAAAUGCCCCAGCAACAGCCUGCUGAUGACAAGUUUAUAUGGACAUAUACUUCUGAAGAAUUCCCUAUGACACAGGAAAAAUGCUUUCAGCGGUUCAACCUGCCAGAACCUGUGCUUUGCGUUGGUGGAUAUCUGCAGAUUCAACUUUUGGGCAGAGUUCAGAGACAAGAAAUGGACGACUUGUUUUACAUAUGUGUUAGUCAUGUGAGAGUUGUAGGGCGACCUCUGGGCCCUGCAUUCGACAUAGAGGUCCUAGAGCCGUCUCAAGAAUUUGUGUUGAAGUACAAUCGAGAUGUUUUUGGAUGCAUGUUGCAAAGCUUGACUAAUGGAAGUCAUCAAGACUCAAAUGUUCCUCCAACACUAUCAGAUGACCUUGUGGUUGAUGCUGGCAUUGUGGAGUUCUUUUUACAGAACCACCAUCCAGGUUUCGAACUCAUGGGAUGGGGGGACGACGAAGAGGAUGAUGAUGAAAUGGAUGAAGUGGGAUUUUUGUAAUUUAACAUGGCGAUUAAUGCAUGUUCGGUCGCUUGUCUUUGAUGGUCCUUAAUUAAGUAGUUUUCCAGCAGUUCUUUCUGUACUUAAAAGUUUUAGAGCUGCAUAAACCCUUAUGGAUGAAACUGUAUUUUUGUUGUAUGAUUUGUUGAGAUGCUUCUACUUUGCUUUUGCACAUUUUUCAAUAACAAAUCAGUAAAGAGAUGCAUUCUCCUUCAUGCAAA
This is a messenger RNA of Solanum tuberosum (potato), 1864 nucleotides long. RefSeq names its product F-box protein At4g00755-like. The record is from RefSeq and is a predicted model, not a curated record. Bases 279 to 1643 code for a protein of 454 amino acids. Lineage: Eukaryota; Viridiplantae; Streptophyta; Magnoliopsida; Solanales; Solanaceae. Gene Ontology annotation, molecular function: protein binding. The transcript has 8 exons.